CGGCGGGGCGCGGACCGGAAGUAGGCCGUGUGCGCCACGCCUCUCGCGAGCCAGCGUCCAAUUAGCGCCUCCCUUCACCUGUUCACAGAUCUUCAUUGGCUUAAUAUUGCCAGGAGGUGGAGAGAAAGGAAAGGCGGGUGACCAAUCACGAGGCCCACCGCGCGCCCUGGUUGCCCCGGGAAACCUAACAGCAGGCAUCAGCCGGCGGCAGACCCGGGCCAGCGGGUCGAACAUGGACAGCCACAACGGGGGCACGGAGGGCGAAGGCCGAGCCGAGGAAGGUCUGGCUAAGCAGCUGCCCGAGAUCAAGGUUAACUCUGAACCUCUGACUCCGACUGACCCUGCGGAGCGGGAACCAGAACCGAAGCAGGAGCGGGAGACUGAGCCCGAGACGCAGCCGGUGUCGGACAGCUCAAAAGCAGAGGCUUCGGGAGGGAGCGAUUAUGCACACGUUGAGGUCCCGGAAAGUCCGGGGGCCGCUGAGACCGCGGGAGAGGCAGUAGAGGCCGCAAGCGAGGCCGUGUCCCGAGAGCCAGAGAGUCUGCCACGGACCCAGCCCAAGACCAAGCCGGAGUCCAAGGAGUCAGAGGACAAAGACGAAGACGAGGACGACGAGGAUGAGGACGAUGAGGAAGAGGAGGAGGAGGACGAGGAACCCGAGAAGUCGGAGAAGCAGAAGGGCAAGGGGAAGAGGGAGAAGAGGAAGGAGUCACGGUUCCGGCCCUCUCUCCCGCUGACCACGAUUGUUGAGGAGGCGGCUGCUCCGGCCCCACGAGCUACGAAGGAGAAAGCAAAGGGAUCACAGAAGAAAAGAGAGAGUGAAGAGAUCGAGGUGAUAGGUCGAGAACGACGUAAGAAAAGCACAGAAGAGCAACUUUACCCCGGAGAGGAGAAAGAGGAGGAGGAGGAAGAAAGAGAAGAGAAAGAGGAGGACGCUGAAGAGUUUGAGUGGACAGCGGACGUGCGGAAGCUGCAGGAGCAGCAGCUGCGCGGCGAGCUGGUAGAACAGUACCACUCCCUGCUGGUGGAGCGCAACCGUUAUCAGCGCUAUAAUAUGUACCUACAGCAGAAGAUCCACGAGACCCUGCGCAAGAAGGGCCUGGAAGCAGCGGAACCUACGGACAAGGGCGCCGAACCAGAAUCUCCCGAGAAAGAGCAAGCGUACUUGCGCUGCCUGGCCAUGCUGGAGGAACUGAAGAAACAAGAGGCAGACGACUUGGAGUGGUACCGCCAGGAGGUGCGUGAGCUGAAGCAGCAGUGCCAGGAGAAGCAGGCCAGGGUGGAGAAGGAGUGGCGCCGCUUCCAGGCCCUCAAGAAGCAGGUGGUGAUGCAGGUCAUGGGCAGUUGCCGCAUGCGCGGUGGGCGCCAGGCUGCUCUCAGAGAGGUGGAACAGAUUCAGGCUCUGGAGGAUAAAAAGGAGAAGGAGAUGAGCGCUGUGCGUCUCGAGAAUGUGCAGCUGAAGCAGAGCCUGGUACACUUUGAAACCAGGAUGAAGGCCCAGGAGGACUUGGCUGAGGGGCUGCUCCUCAUCGACUUCGAGCAACUCAAAAUUGAGAACCAGACCUUCAACGAGAAAGUAGAGGAGCGAAACGAGGAACUUUUAAAACUGCGCACUAAGGUGACCAGCAACGUGCAGAUAAUAACGCAUGUGAAGGAAAAGCUGUCUUUCAUUGAUAUGGAGAACUCGUGCAAAAAGGCACAACUUUCGGAGGUGGAUGCCCAGGUGGCCCUAGGAAGAGACCUAUUGACGAAGACAAAACAAGCCCGAGACAGCCUGCGAACCGACAACAUCAAGCUGAGUCAGAAAUGUGGGCUUCUGGGUAAGGAAUCACUCCUCCGAGAUUUGGAAGAAAAAGUGGAGAAGACAGAAAUGCUCAAUAAGCGCCUGGAGUCUCUGAAGCGCCAUCACGCCGGGCUCGCCUUGUCCUGCAAAGGGGUGAAGCAAAAGAUCAGGGAAGCCAAAACGUUCCUCCCCUCCUGACAGCCCUGGACAGGACAGUUGGCAAAACUUCUGCAACUCCAGAAACUGUCCCUUACUCUCUUCUGCCCCUGAUUGUCCAUUCUGUGGAACUUGGAAUGCAACUUUAUUUUUGGUUUAUUUUCCAGCUUUCAAAUUCCUGCUGAACACAUAGUUAGCAGUAGGUCUACAUGAGGUUAAGUAAAAUAUAUCUAGAGAGUGGGGCAAUUAAAUCGACUUCUGAUGCAAAGCCUUUAUAGCCAAGCAGCCCCCAUAGUUUAAAGAAGUGUUUAGAACUGUUUCUUGCCUAUGUCUAAGGAUGGCUUAAAGGCUCAGUGAGUGGACAAGGUACAGAAAAUCCCCAUGCACUGAUCUAAUGACUCAAGUUGUCCUUGUACUAAUUAAACUUAAGAGUAUUGAAUCAGUCUUACUCAGCUCACAUAUUCCUGCCUCUCUGUGUGCAGGUGUGGGGGCAUAUGAAGGCCCAAGGAACAUAGGGGGCGUCUCCUUGAGUUUUUCAGACAGGGCCUCUUAACUGGGACGUUGCAUUUGGGCUAGACUGUCCAGCUAGCAUGAUGAUCCUAGGAUCUACUUGUCUCUGAUCCCCAGCACUGGGGUACAGGCAUGCUGGGCCACUCUGGCUGUUUCAUGUGGAUGCUGGGGACUUGAAUUCAGAUCCUCACACUUUUAAAACCAGCACUCUUACUCUCUGAGCCAAAACCUGCAUCAGCAAUCUGACUGUUGGCACUGCAUAACCCUGCUUCCUUCUGAUGAAAUGGCAUACUUUUGUUUGUUGAAAUAUAUUGGCUUUGAAGUCAAUGAUGGUUAAAAUCCCUUUUCUGACUUUCAUGGCCUGGAAACAUUUUAUA
Apodemus sylvaticus (European woodmouse) is the source of this 2826-nucleotide messenger RNA. It is a transcript of the gene Cfap184, whose product is annotated as coiled-coil domain containing 96. The record is from RefSeq and is a predicted model, not a curated record. Gene Ontology annotation, cellular component: axoneme; ciliary basal body. The transcript has a single exon. The coding region runs from base 233 to 1981 and encodes 582 amino acids. NCBI's taxonomy places the organism in Eukaryota, Metazoa, Chordata, Mammalia, Rodentia, Muridae. Gene Ontology annotation, biological process: cilium assembly.